CGUCUUGUAUUUGUUUUAAGCUAAAGUUUAUUAGCGUUUACAUUGUUUUAUCCGGCAAUGAAUUUCGCUAAAAUACGUUGGUAACCAGCUUGGCCAGCGUAGAUAAAUUGACGUUAACGCAUCAUGCGUGACAGCCAAGCGCCAGAGGCUAACGUUUUUGAAUUUUACGAUGCAAAACAAACUCAAACGGAGCAAGAAAUGCGCAAAUGCCUCGUUUCCCAGCAAAGAGCACCUACAAACCACUGAGGUGACGAAGUGUGUGUUAUCAAAGAGCUGCUCCAGCGAGGAAACACCAACAGAAAGAGAUUCAGCCUCGCUGGAAGCAGAAGACACACUCCCGACCAGAGAAGUUAAAUCACUUCAGCAGCAGAGGAAGACCUUUUGUGCAAAAGACGUCAAAAUCGCACCAAUUUUCUUAAGCACAAAACAGCACGGCAAGAGUAAAAAGAGCAGUGAUGAAAGGCUGCAUCAGCCCGUGAAGAGGCUGCAGGAAUCAGUGCUCCGUCCGCAGACUGAAGAUGUGCAACUGGUGAGAAGUCAGCAGCGUUUAUCAACAGUUUCUCACCUGACAGACAGAAAUAAAUCCUGCAGAGGACAGCUGUCAUCCUCAGCUCUGCACAGCUGUCUGGAAGAAAUCCAAACAUCCAACCCAGCAUUUCCAGUCCAAUCAGUGUUCAACACUUUGCAGAAGAAAGCAAAUGAAAGGCUGCAGGAUUUUGGAUCCACGGCAGAAGAUCUAAGCUCCCCAAAGAUCCACUUAAAGGAGAAGAGGAAACGUGGAAAUGAGAGCUCUGAGAGGGUGCCCAAACGUCUGAGGCCCAGCAUAUCUGCAGAAAGUACCAUUGGUAUGGGUCACUGUCGUGCAACAGCACAGGGUGUCCAAGAAAGCACUGUCCUGAUGGCCGAGGUGCAGUGCAGAAGCAAUAAACUAAGUCGUACUCACAGACUGAGGCAGCAGAGUGGGAGUCCAGCAGGCCUGGCGAGCAACUGUGAGCCGAAUCCUGGAUUGAUUAAUCAAACAGAAUCUUACAUCCAGUCACCAAAAACACCUGACCUCCUCCAAAGAGAUUCCAGUUUGGAGGACACUCUCUGGACAGACAAAUACAGUCCUCUACACUCAAGUGAAGUCAUUGGGAACUCUGCCUCUGUGAAUAAACUGCAAUGUUGGUUGAAGAAAUGGAAAGUGAGAGCUGACUGUGAGGAAAGGAGGAAAAUGGCAGAGAGGAAACAAGAAGAAAACAGCAGUGGCUCGUGGGACUGUGGAGACUUCCAAGGAGAGGCUGGUGCCAAGGGCGACACAGAGGAGCCGCUGUGUAACACCGUGCUGAUCACAGGACCUCCAGGUGUGGGCAAGACCGCUGCGGUGUAUGCCUGUGCUCAGGAGCUGGGCUUCAAGGUGUUUGAGGUGAACUGCUCCUCACAGCGCAGUGGCCGCCAUGUUCUGUCCCAGCUGAAGGAAGCUACCCAGUCCCACCUAGUGGAGAUUUCGGGGAAGGAUCCACUGAAACCGACUUACUUCAACAACUACAACAUCAACAGCUGCACUCCGAAAUCUGAGACUUUACCUGGAAGAACAGUGCGUCCCAAAAUUGUUACCUCUAUCUCAAAAAAAAGAGAAGCACAGAAAUCCAGUCGUAAAGGAAAAGUGAAUCCAGCCACGGUCACGUUGGCCAGCUUCUUUCAGAUGAAGGCCACAGCAGAUCACUUACACUUUGGCGGCCCGUCUCUGUCGCCAUCUGAACAACCAAUCAGCAAGAAAUCGGGCAACCCAUCACCAGGCUCUGAUCAAACAGUGUCACAGAACAAAAAGACAGCCACAUCACUCAUUCUGUUUGAAGAGGUUGAUGUCAUAUUUGAUGAUGAUGUUGGUUUCCUCGCAGCCAUCAAGACUUUCAUGUCGACCACCAAGAGGCCGGUCGUUCUGACCACCAAUGAUCCCUCGUUCAAAGAGAGAUUCAACUGCAGCUUGGAGGAAAUCGUUUUUAAAACCCCGUCAGCAGCGAACAUCUGUAGCUACCUGCAGCUGGUGGGAUUGGCUGAGAGCAGGCCGCUGGAGUUGGAUGAUGUUUUAAGCCUCAUCACGCUGUCCAGAGGUGACAUCAGACGCUGCCUGCUGCAGCUGCAGCUGUGGGUGCACAGCAGCGGAGGACGAGCAUCUAAGGAGCUUACUGGUGUACAGCGCUUGAGUGGUACUGAAAAAGGAGAUAAUGUAGAUUCCCAGCUCCCUCGUCGUGACCCAGGCUGCUCUGCCAGCAUGCUGAGUCACCACCCUGUGACUCUCAACCAACUGCAGAAUCUGCUAAAGGCAAGUAUAGAUAUCCUUAACUAG
Molecule: messenger RNA, 2329 nt
Organism: Plectropomus leopardus (leopard coralgrouper)
Lineage: Eukaryota; Metazoa; Chordata; Actinopteri; Perciformes; Serranidae
Gene: atad5b
Product: ATPase family AAA domain containing 5b
Cellular component (GO): nucleus
Molecular function (GO): DNA clamp unloader activity; DNA binding; ATP hydrolysis activity
Source: RefSeq, a predicted model, not a curated record